This is a messenger RNA of Seminavis robusta, 2436 nucleotides long. The record is from the annotation of a GenBank genome assembly. Lineage: Eukaryota; Bacillariophyta; Bacillariophyceae; Naviculales; Naviculaceae.
UGUUACCUCCGCACGCCACCCUUGGGGUUCCAACAUCAAAAAAGACAUCCGUUCUGCGCCAACACACAGCAGCCAAGGGAGUCUCUUGUCAGUACCGCACAGCCACCGUGGCCAGCACAGAGAGAGACAGACAGAGAGCAACGUUGCACUCUUUUGCUUGAGGUUCAACCUUGCUAUUGCAGACGAAGGCUUGCUUCGGACUUUGAACGGCUGUGUAGAACAGCAGGUGGUAGCCUCUUGCUUGUGGGUCAUUAGUCUUCUACCGGUGGCUGCAACGGUGCAACGGUUGUCUUCUAUAGCACGGGAGCUUACGUUGGAAGCCAUCAAUAGCCAAGGUCUGCCUGAGCGCCUAGCUAACUGGAGUCGAGCCUGCAGUCUUCCAAGACCAGUGACAGUAGUCUGUUGAUAUAUUAUCAAGUUAUUUGGGGGUAUCUGCUGUUGGUGGUAUCAGAGAGGAAACCAACCGAGCACCGAGGCCACCUAUCAUUUGAACACCCAAUCUCGAGACGAGUUGACCGAUACGCUCCAACCAAUCUACAUCUAGCUAGGAGCUUCAGUUGUAGAACAGCAGAAGAAGGAAGAAGAGGAGGGAGAAGACCUAGCUUCCGUAGCGUGAUUAUCCAGGUUAUCUUGCUUGAAACAGCUUUGGCAGAGUAAAACUUGCCAACCAUGGCCACGAUGACAGAACAACAUCAGCCGGCGCACUCUCCUGCUCAGUCACAAUCCACAAGCAACUACAAAUGGCCCGAGCAUGUAGCAGCCAAAAUGGCAGACUUUAUCCAUGAAGAAGUGAAGGAUAUGCUCGGGAACAGUCGCUUGGUCCGCAGUUCGGAUGGUAUCUCGUUAGUCCAUCGUAACGAGUUGACGGUAGGCCGUUUGCUGGGAAAGGGUGCAUUUUCGGAGGUUCACGAAGUCAAAUACAAGAAUCAUGUUUUUGCUAUGAAACAUCUCAAGUUACGGUUAAUGUCACAGCCAGAGAACUUUCGAUUGGCAGCCAGUGAACUGGCCGUAGAAGCGCACAUGCUAGCGUCCUUUUCCCAUCCCAACAUUUUGAGGAUACGAGGAUGGGCUUUCAAUGGAAUUAGCAGUUUUGCGGACGGACGACACGACAGCUUCUUUCUCUUAUUGGAUUCCCUAGACGAAACACUCGAUCACCGAAUUGCUACUUGGACCAAAGAAGCCGCCUCCAGUGCCAUGGACGAACAUAGAAUGCCCGGGUCGACAGGGAGUGGUCCUCAGACACAUAAAGGACUUGUUUCGGGUAUUUGGCGGAGGUUAAGCUUGCAUCAGACACCGCAGGUAGGAGGGGGUCCUGCCAAUGAAAUGUCCGAGGUGGAACGAUUGCAAGAACAAAAGAGACGGAACCUGUUUCUCGACAAGCUGGGGAUUGGUACUGAAAUCGCUGCUGCCUUGAUGUAUCUACACGAGAUGGGAGUUAUAUUCAGAGAUUUAAAACCCAACAACAUUGGCUUCCUCCACGGUCGCGUUCAGCUAUUCGACUUUGGGCUCUCAAGGGAGCUACCACAAUUGGAUGUACAAAUGCCAUUUGAAAUGUCUGGCAAAGUUGGAACGCUACGGUAUAUGGCUGUCGAGGUAGCCCAGCAUCGGCCCUACAAUGUUGCCGCCGAUGUCUAUUCAUGGAGCAUGGUCUGUUACGAACUCAUGACACUCCAAAAACCGUUUGGAGGAUGGACCCGAGAUAUGCACAAUAAUCUGGUCUGCGGGAAAGGCGUACGGCCCGAAUUCACAACGGACAUCAGUUACCCACUCAAGCACCUGCUAGAACAAAGCUGGGCUCAAAAACCAAGAGACCGACCCAAUAUGCGACAAGUUGUAGAUCGACUGCGAGUGAUGGAAGAAGAGCAAUUGUUGCUCUGCCAGACACAAGCUACUGCAGCGUCACCGGGGCGAGGCGGUGUUCAGCCGGAACAAGCGCAAAACCAACAACCACAAGGUUUUGGUCGGUUCAUGGGUCGAGGGCGUCGAUCUUCCGGUCGGUAAUGAUUGAAUGUUUCAAUUUUGACAAUGUUGUUGGAAUGAAUUGGCGUUCUUUCUUCUGUUGGAUUACAUGUAUGAAACAAGUCAGAUUCGUCGCUUAAGCGGCCACCACCGGUUCAAAGUCGCGAGAAGCAACAUGUGAGGUCAACCUGUGCUGUAGUAGGGAAACGUCAAUGUACCGCCUCCAUGGGCCACCCUCCUCUUCCUUUUGAGUCCUUCCCAUUCGAACGUAAAGUUCGCCCAACAAAAAGUCCGUUCUAGUCUCGGUCUUGACAGAGCACGAAGCUGUUUUCGGUAACGUGCUUUCGGCCUGACGCUUGGAAGCGGCAACAACAAUUUGUGCAUACGUCUUGCAGCUUGAGCAGCAACCGCAUAGAAAACUAUUUCCAUAAGAUGAUUGUAGAGUAAAACCAAUUAGUUCAUUGUGUCGAAGACAUC